Messenger RNA from Pectinophora gossypiella (pink bollworm), 3609 nucleotides. RefSeq names its product synaptic vesicle membrane protein VAT-1 homolog-like. The coding region runs from base 85 to 1467 and encodes 460 amino acids. The record is from RefSeq and is a predicted model, not a curated record. Gene Ontology annotation, molecular function: oxidoreductase activity; zinc ion binding. NCBI's taxonomy places the organism in Eukaryota, Metazoa, Arthropoda, Insecta, Lepidoptera, Gelechiidae. The transcript is spliced from 9 exons.
CGACGCGUCGUCUCGCCGGCCGGCUCUCUCGCACGCCCAUUCUCAGCGCGUCCGUCGCCCGCACCGCACCGACCUACACGCAACAUGACGGAGAGCAACGACACCCCCGCGGCCGCCGCGCCCGAGAAGACCCCGACCGAGAACGGCACCACUGAGACCCCGCCCGAGGAGACCCCCGAGAAGCCCACUGAGGAAAAGGAGAAGGAGACACCGCCGCCGAAGGAGAUGCGCGCCGUCGUCCUCACCGGCUUCGGCGGCCUCAAGACUGUCAAAAUCCUGAAGAAGCCGGAGCCCACAAUCGGCGAAGGCGAGGUCCUCAUUCGCGUCAAAGCCUGUGGGCUGAACUUCCAAGACCUGAUCGUACGACAGGGCGCCAUCGACUCGCCGCCCAAGACGCCCUUCAUCCUCGGCUUCGAGUGCGCCGGAGAGAUCGAGCAGGUCGGAGAGGGCGUCAGCAACUUUAAGGUUGGCGACCAGGUGGUAGCUCUGCCGGAGUACAAAGCAUGGGCGGAGCUGGUGUCAGUGCCGGCGCAGUACGUGUACGCACUGCCUGCCGGCAUGUCCGCCUUGGACGCCGUGGCUGUCACCACCAACUACGUCGUCGCGUACCUGCUGCUGUUCGAGAUGGCCAACCUGACCCCUGGCAAGAGCCUCCUCGUUCACUCUGCUGGAGGCGGCGUGGGACAAGCUGUAGCCCAACUGGCGAAGACAGUGAGCGACGUGACGGUGUUCGGCGUGUGCUCCAAGAGCAAGCACGAGGCGCUGAAGGCCAACAACAACAACAUCGACCACCUGCUCGAGCGCGGCAGCGACUACACCAGCGAAGUCAGAAAGAUCUCCCCCGAUGGCGUGGACAUCGUGCUGGACUGUCUUUGCGGCGAGGAGUGCAACCGAGGAUACUCUCUGCUGAAGCCCAUGGGCCGAUACAUCCUUUAUGGAUCAUCUAACAUCGUGACUGGGGAGACGAAGAGUUUCUUCAGCGCCGCGCGUGCUUGGUGGCAAGUGGACAAGGUGUCUCCGAUCAAGUUGUUUGACGAGAACAAGAGCCUGGCCGGCCUGAACCUGCGGCACCUGCUGUUCCAACAAGGGCGCGUUGACUACGUGCGUCGCGCCGUCGACCAUGUCUUCUCGCUGUGGGGCGAGGGCAAGGUCAAGCCGCUGGUUGACUCCACCUGGGCGCUUGAGGACGUCGGUGAGGCGAUGCAAAAGAUGCACGACCGCAAGAACAUCGGCAAGUUGGUGUUGGACCCGUCCCUGGAGCCGAAGCCGAAGCCCGCCACCCCGGCCAAGGGCAAGUCGGGCAAAGACAAGAAACCAGCCAAAGAGAACUCCGAGGACAAGAAGGAUAAGGAAGCCAAGGAGGAAGAUAAGAAGCCAGCCGAGAACGGAGACAAGAAUGGUGAGGAGCCCAUCAGUAACGGUAACAGCGACGAAGAGUCCAAGGAGAAAGAGAAGGAGUCUAGCUGAAUUGUUUCCGCCGAGAAGUGAACCAGACAAACCACCGCAAUUGAUUAAUUUUAGUCGUCGCUCGAGCCCGCGCCGGCGCCGCGCCGACGUCGGCGCCGCUGCCACAAUAUGUUGCCUCGUUCAUUGCGUUACACAAGCCUGAGUACGACCUCGUCCGAUCCCCGCCGGGCCCGCCAGUCCAGCUCUCCACCGGACACCCGGACUAGCGAGCUCGUAUGUGUGGCUCACAACCACGUUGCUACACCGCAACAUCGAACCCUGUCGUACCAAUUCUUAAUUAAGUUUUCCAACACAUCACAUUCUAUUAAGUUACAAAUUAAAUGGUAAUUCGAAAUACGACAGCGAAAUUAACAAUGAAUUGUAUUUUUGAUUCUUUUAUUAAUAAUUUUGGCCUAAGUUAAGAAUUGUUUCGAAACUUACAAGUCUUUUAUAGUUUAAUGUUUAAGACUUUAUUUUUAAGAUGAGAUAUUUUAAUCUGCAGUUAUUUUGAAUGGCUAUUAUAUAUCGUAAGGUGCAGAGAUGCUUAAUCUUUAUGUAUGUUAAGCUUUAAUAUUUUAUUAGUAAAUGUUUAAAAUUUGGCCCACGAGACCCCGCCCAGGCGCGCAGGCGCCCAUGCGCCCACGCCAGCGCCAGGCGCCCAGGCGCCCAGACCGCAGGCGCCGCGCCGCAUCUCUCCACACGUCUGCUCCACUCGAACUCCUGACAAUCUAACCUUACGUGUGAUAUUUUGUAGUAGAUAUGCUAGAUGUUUGUGCGGUAUUUUUAUGCUGCCUUUACAUGACAUUAUUUUUUUAGUUCGAGCUUAAAUGCAUUAUUUUGUAUUUUUUAUACUGUAGUUUUGUAAAUUAUUUUCUAGUUAAGAAAAGAGUUCACGGAAUUUAUUUUGAUGCACCGGUCAUUAUGUGGACUAUGGAAGACCCUCGGCCGCCCAACGGUAGGCGGCCGGACGAGCUUAGAGCAAACUGUGAACUAUUUUUGUGGCUACGUAUAAGCUCAUUAUCACCUUUGAUGUAAGUUAUAUUUUUAUAAACAAACUGUAACGACUCUUUAUAAUGCUUUUUAUGUAUCUUUACACAAAUAUCACAUAUCUAAUCAUACAUACACAAUCACACAAUGUAUAUUAGGAUAAUAUUUUGAUACCAAUAUUCACUGCAUUUCUUUUGAUAUGACUAUCAUUUAUAUUUAUCUACUCUUAAUUUUCGUAAGGUUGUAAGUAAUGAUUUAUCGCCAUGAUGUACAGUAUGGUUAUAGGUAUAUGUACCCAGUACUAUAUAAAUGUUUUAUCUGUAUUAACAUAUCAUGUGGAUGUACUAUGUGUACUGAGAGGCUGAUGCAGUCCGGAGCGCCGAGUCUCCGCCCUCCACACUCCACAUGCUGCUCAAGCGGCGCGCACGCAGCUUGGCUCCGACAACAGACUUGCUCGACAGACUGCUACCAUUUUUAUAAUCUUUUACCUUUAUACAACAUUUUGUACGAGCCCAUUCUGCGUGAGCGUGUUCAUAACGGUUGACUUGUAAAGCGUCCCAGUAGAGCCGUCUGCCUUCGGUUGUGAGGUACAGCAAGCAUCAGCGACCUGACUGCGUCCCACUAGCUAGCUUUUGUAGUGUAGCCACGAGCGGCAGCAGGCCGCGCUGGCAGGGCCGCUCACGCUGCUUCCUUUAUGUACGGUGGCUUGGUGCUAGUUCCCUAUUGUACGCGGAUACUACUCGCUUCAGUGUCUCGGACCAAUAUCUUAGUCUCCUUAUCAUUAAUCUUCUUCGCUUUGUGUGUCAAAUAUGUGCGAAUUUCUUGUAAUGUAAACAUUAUACUUACUUAUUGAAUUAAUUGUGUAUAUCGACCUGUAUAAUGGUUUAGAUUAUCUCUGAAUUUUCUCCUAAGAUAAAUUUUACUGAUGGAAAUCAACAGUGAUUCGCGAGGUGGGGUGACCGCGCUCAAGUUUGUGUCCAAAUUGUUGUAGGUUAGUAUCUAUGAUGCCAAUGUUUAUGCGCUGAGGUCCAACGUGAGGGUCGGCGCGGUCACGCCACGUCCGCUGCUAGGCUGGGUCGUUAUUGUAUUACACAUUUAUUUUUAUAAGGGCGGGCCAGUGUGAUAUCUAUACUAUGAAAUGGAUAAAUAAAUAUGUAUGAUCUGUAAAAAUGCUUA